UUACAUUCUCAUGAAUAUCGUGAAAAACAAAAAUUUACAGGAAUUGGACCUGUUGACAAGCAUACAAUUGAGCAAGGACAUAGUACAGAACAAGAGCAGAAGUUAGUGAGGGAUGUUCUCAUCUCUGCUUAUGACAAGAACAUUUCCCCCAGAUUGAAAGCCGAAUUAUGCAGUUUGGAAGUCAAUAACUACAAUUACACAAAAGAUGCAUCCCCUAGAAAAAAUGUGAAGUCAGAGCAAUGGUGUACAAGUUGGUGGCAUCAAUUCAAGGUGCUGAUUAUGAGGGGGCUGAGGGAGCGGAGAUAUGAAGCCUUCAACAAGCUAAGAAUCUUCCAAGUCAUAAGUGUUGCUAUACUUGGUGGACUCCUUUGGUGGCACACGCCGACAUCCCACAUUGAAGAUCGUAUUGCCAUGCUUUUCUUCUUCUCCGUGUUCUGGGGCUUCUACCCUUUAUACAAUGCUGUUUUCACAUUUCCCCAAGAAAGAUCUAUGCUAAUGAAGGAACGUUCAUCUGGAAUGUAUCGCCUCUCCUCCUACUUCUUAGCCAGAACCUUUGGAGACUUGCCACUGGAGCUCGCACUUCCAACUGCAUUUACCUUCAUAAUCUAUUGGAUGGGUGGGCUCAAGCCCAAUCCUGUCACUUUCAUCCUUUCCCUUCUUGUUGUCCUUUACAAUGUCCUUGUUGCACAAAGUCUUGGUUUAGCUAUUGGUGCAAUACUCAUGGAUGUUAAACAAGCCACUACUUUAGCCUCAGUUACAACCCUUGUCUUCCUCAUUGCUGGGGGGUAUUAUAUUCAACAAAUCCCUCCUUUCAUAGUCUGGUUAAAGUACUUGUGUGACAAAACGAGUUGUAUCCAUUACCAUCCUUGUAAAGCCAAUAUAGUUGCAGAUGCACUAAGUCGGAAGGGCACGGGGAAUAUGGCAAAUUUACUUACGGAACAAAGAGAGUUAUUGGCUGAAUUAGAUAAAAUGAGUUUGGACCUUGUGAUGUAUGAACGAGAAGCCAUAGUAGCAGCAGUGAUGGCUCAACCGACAUUAAUUGAAGAGAUUAAACUAUGUCAGAUGGAGGAUGAAAGUUUGAAGAGGAUAUGUGAUGAGCUAGAGACAAAACUGAUACCAGGAUUCAAUUUGAUGAAUUCACAAGUAAAAGCAGAGCAUCAAAGACUGGCAGGAUUAUUGCAACCCCUUCCAAUCCCGAAAUGGAAGUGGGAACAUCUGACCAUGAACUUUGUUGUAGGGUUACCACAGACUCCUCGGGAUAUGAAUUCUGUAUGGGUCAUUGUAGACCGGUUAACUAAAUCUGCCCAUUUUCUACCCGUGAAAACUCAGUAUAAUGCGGACAAACUUGCUGUAAUCUAUGUGAAUGAAAUAGUGAGACUCCACGGUGUUCCAGUUCCAUAG
Camellia sinensis is the source of this 1401-nucleotide messenger RNA. NCBI's taxonomy places the organism in Eukaryota, Viridiplantae, Streptophyta, Magnoliopsida, Ericales, Theaceae. The record is from RefSeq and is a predicted model, not a curated record.